Messenger RNA from Rhinichthys klamathensis goyatoka, 4391 nucleotides. RefSeq names its product ArfGAP with SH3 domain, ankyrin repeat and PH domain 1b (gene asap1b). Gene Ontology annotation, biological process: positive regulation of GTPase activity. The transcript has 31 exons. NCBI's taxonomy places the organism in Eukaryota, Metazoa, Chordata, Actinopteri, Cypriniformes, Leuciscidae. Gene Ontology annotation, molecular function: protein binding; GTPase activator activity. Gene Ontology annotation, cellular component: cytoplasm. The record is from RefSeq and is a predicted model, not a curated record. The coding region runs from base 167 to 3682 and encodes 1171 amino acids.
UGAGUCAUUAGGUUCUGGAUCCUGUAGCCAUUGUAACAGGCUAUUUUUCAGCACACAUGGUCGCUUCUCCCUUCCUCUCCGAGGAUAAUAUCCCAACACCCACUAAACUCACUGAAGAGAGCAUGGCAGCAGAACUCAGGGAUUAAUCUUGCUACAAGCUGAAGUCAUGAGAUCAUCAUCCUCUCGUCUCAGUUUUUCCUCGAAGGAACCAAUAUGGAACCGGAUGCCGGAUCAAAUAUCGGUGUCGGAGUUUCUGUCGGAAACAACAGAGGAUUACAACUCUCCCACUACAUCCAGCUUCACCACCCGCUUGCAGAGCUGCAGGAAUACAGUCGGCGUGUUGGAGGAGGCUUUGGAUCAGGACAGAAACUCAUUGCAGAAGGUUAAGAAGUCAGUCAAAGCCAUUUAUAACUCUGGCCAAGAUCACAUUCAAAAUGAGGAGAUGUACGCCCAAGCGUUGGAUAAGUUUGGCAGUAACUUCAUCAGUCGGGAUAAUCCAGAUCUGGGCACAGCCUUUGUUAAGUUCUCUACUCUGACUAAAGAGCUUUCCACCCUCCUCAAGAACCUGCUCCAGAAUCUGAGUCAUAAUGUGAUCUUCACUCUGGACUCUCUGUUGAAAGGCGACCUGAAAGGCGUGAAGGGGGACCUGAAAAAACCCUUUGACAAGGCUUGGAAGGACUACGAAACGAAGUUUACAAAAAUCGAGAAGGAAAAACGUGAGCACGCCAAGCAGCACGGGAUGAUCCGAACAGAGAUCACUGGUGCUGAGAUCGCAGAGGAGAUGGAGAAAGAACGGAGGCUCUUCCAACUACAGAUGUGUGAGUACCUGAUCAAAGUGAAUGAAAUAAAGACCAAAAAAGGGGUUGACCUUCUUCAGAACUUGAUCAAGUAUUACCACGCGCAGUGCAACUUUUUCCAAGAUGGCUUGAAGACAGCAGAUAAGCUGAAGCAGUACAUCGAGAAAUUAGCAGCUGAUCUUUACAACAUAAAACAAACACAAGAUGAAGAGAAAAAGCAGCUCACUGCACUAAGGGAUCUCAUUAAAUCCUCUCUACAGCUGGAACAAAAGGAGGUAGGUCAGGACUCUCAGAGCAAGCAGGGUGGCUACAGUAUGCACCAGCUGCAGGGAAACAAAGAGUUUGGCUGUGAGAAGAAAGGCUAUCUAAUGAAGAAGAGUGAUGGGUUGAGGAAGGUGUGGCAGAGGAGGAAGUGCUCAGUUAAAGGAGGAAUUCUCACCAUCUCUCAUGCCACUUCAAACAGGCAGCCUGUCAAACUCAACCUGCUCACAUGUCAGGUCAAGCCCAGCGGUGAGGACAGGAAGUGCUUCGAUCUCAUUUCCCAUAACCGCACAUAUCACUUCCAGGCUGAAGAUGAGCAGGAAUUUCUGAUAUGGAUCUCGGUGUUAACUAACAGUAAGGAGGAGGCGUUAAACAUGGCCUUCAGAGGAGAGCAGGGUGGAGGAGAUGAUGGGCUGGAAGAUCUCACUAAAGCCAUAAUAGACGAUGUGCUACGCAUGCCCGGAAAUGAAGUGUGCUGUGAUUGUGGGGCUCCAGAUCCCAAAUGGUUGUCGACUAACCUCGGAAUCCUGACGUGCAUCGAAUGUUCAGGCAUUCACCGGGAGAUGGGCGUUCACAUCUCACGCAUCCAGUCUAUGGAGCUAGACAAACUGGGAACCUCUGAACUCUUGCUGGCCAAGAAUGUGGGGAACAGUAGUUUUAAUGAAAUAAUGGAGGGAAGUCUUCCUUGCCCCUCUCCUAAACCCACUCCUGCUAGUGACAUGACUGUUCGUAAGGAGUUCAUCAAUGCUAAGUAUGUAGAUCAUAAGUUUGCAAGAAAAACCUGCAGCUCAGCAGCAGCCAAGAUGAGUGAGUUGUUUGAAGCUGUCAGGUCACAUGACCUGCUAGGUCUGAUCCAGGUGUAUGCUGAGGGGGUGGAACUUAUGGAACCACUACCUGAAGGAGGACAGGAAGGAGGAGAGACUGCACUGCACUACGCCGUGAGGACAGCUGACCACACCUCUCUGCACCUGGUCGACUUCCUCGUCCAAAACAGUGGGAAUCUGGAUAAACAGACGGAGAGAGGAAACACGGCCCUGCACUACUGCUGCAUGUAUGAGAAACAUGAAUGCCUCAAACUGGUGCUGAGAGGCAAACCAGCUACUGAUAUCACCAAUCAGAAUGGAGAAACUUCUCUGGAUGUGGCCAGACGGAUGAAGAUCAUCCAGUGUGAGGAAGCGCUGGUACAAGCCGCUGCGGGAAAAUUUAAUACUAAAGUCCAUGUGGAAUAUGAUUGGAAUCUCAGACUGGAAGAGCUUGACGAGAGUGACGAUGAUCUGGACGACAAACCCAGUCCCAUUAAGAAAGAUCGUUCUCCCCGUCCGCAGAGUUUCUGUCACUCAUACAGCCUCUCUCCUCAUGACAAGCUCUCUCUGCCUGGUUUCAUUGGCCAGCGUGAUAAGCAGCGCCUCUCAUACACUGCACUCACGAAUCAGAUGUACAGCGUUUCCACUGACUGCCCGUCCUCUCCCGUCGCAGAUGCCCCACCUCUGCCACCCAGGAAUGCAGGCAAAGCUCCUUCUCUGGCUUUCCUUGGCUCUCAUUCCCACUAUGCUACUCUGGCUAGCACUCGACCAUACAUAACCCCUCCCUUGUCAAACCUGCCCCCCUCCACCCUCGCCCCUGCCACCCAGACCCCUGCUAUUGGCAACUCCACUCUAGCAAAGAAGAGGCCCCCGCCCCCUCCCCCGGGACACAAACGCACGCUUUCAGACCCCCCUACCCCGCUGUCAUACACCCUGCUCAGUAAAGGAAGUGACUCAACGCCACCUCCUGUCAACAAGAUGUCCCCUUUAACUAACAGAUUUGAAGGCAUUCCGCAACAUCAAAGUCUCAACACCACAAAGCCCACACUUGGUCCACGGGUCCUUCCCAAACUACCUCAGAAGGUUGCCCUGCGUAAGAUAGACACCAUCCAUCACCCAUCUAUGGACAAAACCAACCAGCCUCCUGAACCUGUGCUGUUUCAGAAGGUUCUGCAGAGUUCAGACACCCCACCGAAAGUUCCUUUAGCUGAUAGACCUCAACCUGGAGAUAUACCUCCUAAACCACAGCAUUCAGAAUUACCCCCUAAACCAGGAGAACUACCUCCAAAGCCCCAGCUGUCCGACCUUCCCCCUAAACCCCAGCUGGGUGACCUACCGCCUAAACCUCAGCUGAAAGAUCUCCCGCCCAAACCCCAACUGACAGACGUCUCCCCACCCAAACCCCAAUUGACAGACGUCUCCCCACCUAAACCUGUAACCACUGAGAUCCUCCAUAAACCUCCCCCUGGAGAAGUGGCUCCCAAGCCCCAACCCCCAGAUACUCCAACAAUCAUCCAACAAGGUGAACUGUCACCUCAGCCAGUCCAGUCUAGUGAAGACACCAAUGGAAGUCCAACAUCAGCACAGGAUACCCCUGUACCGUUGCCCCGGAAAAUAAAUCCGAUUAAGAGUAAAAUGCGAAGGGUGAAGACCAUCUAUGAUUGUCAGGCGGAUAACGAUGAUGAGCUCACUUUCGUUGAGGGUGAGGUCAUCAUAGUAACCGGGGAAGAGGAUCCGGAGUGGUGGAUUGGGCACAUUGAGGGGCAGCCAGAGAGGAAAGGCGUAUUUCCCAUGUCUUUUGUUCAUAUCUUGUCUGAUUGACACACAAACGUCGGUUCUCCACCUCCCACCCAGCGCAAUACCUCUGGCUAUGGGACGCACUUGACUUAGCUGCUGAAUCAACAAUGCAAGUUUUAAGAUGGAACCACAAUGAAAAACACAUCACCUGACCAUCGUCAGAGACAGCGUAAAUAAAAUGUCUAACUGUACCGCUGUUAUCCGUACCGUUUUAUAAAGCCUACCGCACAACGGCUAGACUGCACCCACUUAAAAGAACAGCACUUUCCCUCCACUAUUACUGAUACUGUAUCUCUGUAUAUAAGAUUGUACAUAAAUGUGUGUGUGUUUCACACAAGGAUGAGUGUGUGAUUUUUUUUUUUUUUUUUUUUUUGUGUAAAUGUAGAAACCUGUGUUGGUCUGAAAAGUAAAUGUGUGAACUUGUACUCUACCUGCCAGUAUGUUACGGCUGGGGCCAGUUUUGUUCAAAUAAGUUUUAUUAAUGUGUCCAUCGUUGCUAUCAUCUAUAGCAGGGACAGAUAGAAGUCGACUUGUCUUCCUGAUGGAACAACUGGACUUUACAUUGGUUUUCGUUUACAUGUUUUUACCUUCACAUUUCCUAACACCACUAAAGCAUGUCAGCGUGAAAUGUUAUUUUGUGUUUGCUGUUUCUUUGUUCUUGCUACCUAGUGUAAAAUAAUUAACCUGCAUUGCAUACACCAUUACCUGUGUGAACAGGUUGUUUCCUCUGUGA